AUGGGCGAGACACCCAAGUCUGCCAAGGACUUGAAGGUGCGCAAUGUCAGCCUGCACAGCAGGGGAAAGACGGAGAAGGGCACGCUGUAUCUGGCCAGACAUCAUCUCAUCUUCAGCUACCUGCCGAAUACCGCGCCCGGCACAUCAGCUUCGCAACAUGUCGGCGGCAGAGGCUCGUCGAGCCAAGGCACAUCAAGUCCCGCGCCGAGCGUCCGGCAGACUACAUCGCUGGACGACACCGGCUCGCGCAGAGAGUCGCGUGCAGCGACGGGGGCGACGACGGUGCCAGCCCCGCCGAAAGCGCGUCCCAAGGAGGUCUGGAUACCGUACCCUAUGAUCAACCACUGUCUGCUCCGGCCCAGCCACGCACAAGGCAGAAUCUACACCCACGAGGCCUCUCCUGAACAAAGCACCGACUUUGAUGAUUCGGCAUUCCCCCCCGUCUUCGGCACGAAUGCAUAUGCUCGGCCAUCCACGGACUCGGCGCAUCUUGCGCCGUAUUCAUCACCCCAGAGGCCCGCUUCGCCUGCCAAUAAUGCCAGUGGAACAUACUCAAAUGACCGUGGCAGGGCACCUGCUAUUCGCAUCCGGAAAAGAGACUUUCAAAUGAUGGCUUUUCACAUUCACCCUUCGGCUUCGGACAAUUCGCCAGAUGACACUGCACGAGAGGUCUUCUAUUGCUUACGGGCUCGCUGUUGCAUCGAUAAUGUUCGGGACAUGCACGCCUUCCAUUUCACGGCGCCGCAGCAAGAGGCCGUCAUUGGCACACCUCGAUUUGAUGUCAGGCGAGAGUUCUCGCGAAUGGGCAUUGGCGGCAAGGCAGCAGAAGGACCUGGAAGCGCGUGGCGCAUCACCGAUAUCAACAAUGACUAUGAAUACUCGCCGACAUACCCUAAUGUGCUAUGUGUGCCUCGCACAGUCAGUGACAACAUCCUGAAGUACGGUGGCUCCUAUCGCUCGAAAUGCCGAAUACCUGCUCUGACAUAUCUCCACCCAAACGGCGGGAGUAUUACUCGAUCCUCUCAGCCCAUGUGCGGUAUACAGAGCAAACGCAAUGCACAAGACGAGCGAUUAGUCUCGGCGAUCUUUUCCAGCCACUCACCUCCGCUUCUACCUUCUACAGAAAUAGCGACGCAGGCUCCCACAGCUACAUCAUCCGCGACCGCGUCCCAGGAUGCGGACGCCACGUUCCAACAGUCCCGAGACAUGGACGGCCAAUACGACGAGCUUGGGCUUGAUGAGUUUACUGCUGAUGAACGGGAAAGCUCUCGACCAAAAGUAUACGGGAGCACGAGGAGCAACCUGAUAGUUGACGCUCGACCGAGAAUGAACGCACUUGCAAAUCGGGCUACGGGCGGCGGUAUCGAGGAUGUGGCUAAUUACAGUGGACCACCCGGCACUGUGGUCGAGCGAGUAUUUCUGCACAUUGCCAACAUACAUGCCAUGCGAAAGUCGCUAGAUAAGAUCAUAGAGAGCUUCGCGAACUCCGACUACCUGGACAUGCGGCCGAAUCAAGAGCUGCUGCGAAAUUCGGGCUGGCUUGCACAUAUCGCGAAUAUGCUGGCUGGCGCUGAAAUGGUGGCGAAAAGAGUCGGUCUGGGUGGGAGUCACGUCUUAGUGCACUGUUCGGAUGGCUGGGACCGGACCCCACAGAUCGCUGCACUGGCAGAACUGAUGCUAGAUCCAUACUAUCGUUCCCUACAGGGAUUCGUUACUCUCAUACAGAAAGACUUUCUGUCAUUCGGACACAAGUUCAACCACCGGCACGGUAUUCAAGGCACCGAGAAAUGGUUCGACAUUGAAAAUGAGAGAGUCGCACCUUCCCGGACCAAGGAUGCAGGCAGUGCUGAUUCGAAAGGCUUGAAUGCUAUUGGCACCAAAGCGUUGUCUGGAGCCAAGAACUGGUUUGAUAAGAACAGAGGCAGCCUGUUCGGCCCGCAACUAGAUGGCAAGAGUGAUACUGGAUCAAGACCGCCCUCACCGCCACCUAACACAAUACUCCAUUCUACGCCUACUGCCACCACGGAAAGGGACCGGGAGCACAGAACUGACACGAAGGAGAUUGCGCCAAUUUUCCACCAAUUCCUGGACGCCGUCUUCCAAUUACAGUAUCAGUUUCCCGCAGCUUUCGAGUUCAAUGAACGCUUCUUGAAGAGACUUUUCUACCAAGCGCAUUCCGGUCAAUACGGUGAAUUCUUGUUCAACAACGAAAAGGAGAGAGCGGAACACGAAGAGCAGUUCCCCUCUGUGUGGGCACAUUUUCUCUCAAGAAGAGCGGAGUUCGUAAAUUCUGAUUACGUUCCGAAGACAGACGAUCCACUCCUCUUUCCUCGGCGACAAGCUGACGAGAUAGAAGUGAGAUGGUGGUCGGGGCUCUUUAGCCGCAAAGACGAAGAGAUGAACACACCGCGCGCUCUUGCUCCGCCUGACAUUGAUGCCAACAACGGCAUCUCUCCACUCAGCUUGCAGCCGUCUACAGCAUCUCUCGAUGACGGCACUACUACUGAAUCGGCGAAGCUUGUACCUCCAGUCGAGAGCGGAAGUGCUAUCAAUGAGGCGAAAAGCGUACCAAGUUUUGAUUCCAUGAGGGACGGCCUCAAGUCUGCUUUUGCCUCCUUCCAGACGGGGUCCGAUGACCGAGGAGAAGAACAUGCUGCUGUGGCGCCCAUCACAAGCUCGAACGAGAAAGCAGUGCGGCCAAGUCUUGAGCCGCGUGAUACAGACGUGACUGUCCUGGCCAAGUAUGCCGCCAUAUCAGAUUCUUCUGCAGCAUCAACGACUGGCAGCUCGCAUGUCGCGCGCAAAGAUCAGAUGGAUGUCGAGGAUGGUGAUCCGCUGGGCGUGUCUGCGGGCAACAAGAUGCGAGAGAGCUCCAGUAGCAAGCUGGACCCCGGGACAUUCGCUCGACAGAGCGCAUACAGCGACAGUCGAUAG
Fulvia fulva is the source of this 2934-nucleotide messenger RNA. RefSeq names its product Phosphoinositide 3-phosphatase. Lineage: Eukaryota; Fungi; Ascomycota; Dothideomycetes; Mycosphaerellales; Mycosphaerellaceae. Gene Ontology annotation, molecular function: phosphatase activity. The transcript has a single exon. The coding region runs from base 1 to 2934 and encodes 977 amino acids. The record is from RefSeq and is a predicted model, not a curated record. Gene Ontology annotation, biological process: dephosphorylation.